Messenger RNA from Cydia splendana, 1140 nucleotides. Its product is annotated as Krueppel-like factor 3. The transcript has 8 exons. NCBI's taxonomy places the organism in Eukaryota, Metazoa, Arthropoda, Insecta, Lepidoptera, Tortricidae. The record is from RefSeq and is a predicted model, not a curated record. Bases 201 to 905 code for a protein of 234 amino acids. Gene Ontology annotation, molecular function: RNA polymerase II cis-regulatory region sequence-specific DNA binding; DNA-binding transcription factor activity, RNA polymerase II-specific. Gene Ontology annotation, biological process: regulation of transcription by RNA polymerase II.
AAAUUCUAUAGAAAAUAUUUGUAUUGUGAAAGUAUAAAGCCAGUGUUUUACUAAAAUACUAUGUGAUAACUUUGUAUGUCGUUAUUAGGCCACUAUUAGUUCGUAAAAUGGUGCUACAUGGAGGUUGUGAGACGGAGAUAGAAAUAUUUGAUCAUGAAGCCAGCAUGUAGUGAAGGCGGUGUCGGCACAAACUGCACUUAAUGGUUUUCAUGGAUGAGCGGGAGGGCGCGGGGCGUCGAGAGGACGCCGUGCUGCCCACUACCAUGGAGGCUUGCGGCCCCCCGGUACAGAUGGAGCCGGUGGACUUGAGUCUCAAACGACCCCCCACUCCUAGGAGACGCGGCCGGCCUCCUGCCAGCGCAAUGCCUACAUCAUCGAAGAUCAACCGUGAACUGCGGCCCACGCAACUUCCUAUUGAAUUGAGCCACGAGAUGCCGAAAAUCAAGGUGGGCCCGGAUCUCCGCAACGCGAGAAAACCUCAACACAGCACGACAAAGUUAAAACCACCACAUCAAGACAAAUACCCGCUGAUCCCACCCCACCUAAAACCCGGCUACAACCCCGAACUGAAGAACUUCUUCCUCAACACCGCGCUCCAGCUCUCGGGUUUGAGCCAGCUGAAGAAGGAAGAAGAACAGGAUAGAAGGAGACUACACAAGUGCGAUGUGGCGGGGUGCCACAAGGUGUAUACUAAGAGUUCGCAUCUGAAGGCGCAUAAGAGGACGCAUACAGGCGAAAAACCCUAUUCGUGCGGCUGGGCAGGCUGCGACUGGCGUUUCGCUCGCUCCGACGAGCUGACUAGACACACACGCAAACACACAGGGCAUCGUCCAUUCACGUGCCCCCUGUGCAGACGCUCCUUCGCACGCUCCGACCAUCUAGGACUGCAUAUGAGACGGCAUUGACCAUUUUAUUAUCAUUAUCUACCAUUCUAGACAGACCUUUUCACUAUACCCGUAUCUACAAUUAAUAUAUGUGUUGUAGCGUCAGUGUCAUAAAACCAUACUACUGCGAACAAUGCUUAACUGGCUCCGGCGAGCUGACUCGCCACACAGGGCAUCGUCCUUUCACGUGUCCCCUGUGUAGGCGAUCUUUCGCACGCUCCAACCAUCUAGAACUGCCUAUGAGACGGCAUAGACC